Molecule: messenger RNA, 3401 nt
Organism: Jaculus jaculus (lesser Egyptian jerboa)
Lineage: Eukaryota; Metazoa; Chordata; Mammalia; Rodentia; Dipodidae
Gene: Fgd3
Product: FYVE, RhoGEF and PH domain containing 3
Exons: 18
Coding region: 543-2720 (725 amino acids)
Biological process (GO): filopodium assembly; cytoskeleton organization
Cellular component (GO): cytoplasm
Molecular function (GO): guanyl-nucleotide exchange factor activity; metal ion binding
Source: RefSeq, a predicted model, not a curated record
GCUGAGCCCCCCCAUCCGCCCGCCUCUCGGGCUCUCCACGUGCUGGCUUUGUCAGGGCUCAGUGUCUCUGCAGCUGGGGCCAGCAGAAGACAAGCCGAUUGCCAGGGAGGCAAGACCACCCCGCGGGACCCCAGCCGGCUUCUGCCCUGGGCUCAGCGCACCUCUUGACAUCCCUGAAGAGACCCCAGCUUCCUGACCCCUUGUGACCUAGCUGGAGCUAUUCCGGAAGCUUUUCCCAGGCGUCUUGCCAGUCUUCCAGGUUGUCUGCUGGGGGCUAAGGGGAGCUGGCUUUUCUCGUUUGCUUUUCAAAUGAUACUCAUUCUCAAAGGAAGUCAAGUAUCUUCUAAACAGCUGCAAUUUCACCCCACUGGGCAAGAGAGUUUUGGCAGAUCCGUGUAGCCUCCGCCAGGCAAUCCUGGGGUCCAAGAGGAGGCAGGCGCCCACCCGUCAACACUGAGCGCUCCUAGAAGAGGACAGCGUCAUUGGGUAGUGGGAAGCCUCUGGCCAUCCUCCCACGGAGCCCAGCGAGUUCAGCGGUGAAGAUGGAAUUGGGUGGGGAUUCCUCCACUCCUCCAGAAGCCACCGCCCCUCUAAGGAUACCCAGUUCUAUGCUUGGCAGCUCCCCGCUGGGGAAGCUCCGAGCGCUCCCUAUCAGGCCAGCUUCACAGCGAGGGACUCCUGGCAGCCCGGCCGUAGCUGGGGAUAGCCCCUCGGGGGAGCCAAAUAGUGGCAUGAAGAUUCCCAAUCGGGACAGUGGAAUCGACAGCCCAUCCUCCAGCAUGGCCAGUGAGAACUUCCCCUCUGAGGAGGGCAGUGAGGUUUCUCCAUGCCCUGAGACAGCCGUGGAUAGCCAGGCCCCAAAGGACACCCCCCAGGAGGAGGCUGACAGUGACGUCGGUGAGGAUCCUGAGCCCAAGAACAGCCCUCUAAAGGCUGGUGAGGACGCCAGCCUGGCCCAGGGCUCCAACCCGCAGAAGCUGCUGCACAUCGCCCAGGAGCUCCUGAACACCGAGGAGACCUACGUGAGGCGGCUGCACCUGCUGGACCAGGUUUUUUGCACCAGGCUGACAGAAGCGGGGAUCCCUCCGGACGUCAUCACUGGCAUCUUCUCUAAUAUCUCCUCCAUCUAUCGCUUCCACGGGCAGUUCCUGCUGCCCGAGCUGCAGGCGCGGAUCACGAGGGAGUGGGACACAAAGCCCCGGCUUGGGGACAUCCUGCAGAAACUGGCCCCGUUCCUGAAGAUGUAUGGCGAGUACGUCAGGAACUUCGACAGGGCCGUGGGGCUGGUGAGCACGUGGACCCAGCGCUCUCCAUCUUUCCAGGAGGUCGUCCACAGCAUCCAGAAGCAGGAGGUGUGUGGGAACCUGACGCUGCAGCACCACAUGCUGGAGCCCGUACAGAGAGUUCCUCGCUACGAGCUGCUGCUCAAGGACUACCUGAAGAGGCUCCCCGAGGAUGCCCCAGACCGGAAGGAUGCCGAGAGGUCUCUGGAGCUCAUCUCCAUAGCCGCCAAUCACUCCAAUGCUGCCAUUCAGAAAAUGGAGAAAAUGCACAAACUUCUGGAAGUGUAUGGGCAGCUGGGUGGGGAGGAAGACAUCGUGAACCCUGCCAACGAGCUGAUUAAGGAAGGCCAAAUCCAGAAGCUUUCAGCCAAGAAUGGCACCCCUCAGGACCGCCACCUCUUCUUGUUCAAUAGCAUGAUACUCUACUGUGUGCCCAAAUUGCGGCUCAUGGGUCAGAAAUUCAGCAUCCGUGAGCAAAUAGACAUCGCUGAUCUCCAGGUGCAAGAUAGUGUGAAACCAAACGCGUCACAUACGUUCAUCAUAACAGGAAAGAAAAGGUCCCUGGAGCUUCAGGCUCGGACAGAGGAAGAGAAAAAAGAAUGGAUUCAGGUCAUUCAGGCUACCAUGGAGAAGCACAGACAGAAGAGUGAGACCUUCAGGGCCUUUGGCGGUGCCUGCGGCCAGGAUGAGGAGCCCAGCCUGUCUCCAGACUCUCUCAUGGUGAACACAGGAUCCACGGAGCCUACGGGGGUGACCGAUAGCAGUGGGGGUACCGCAGCGAUCGAGUCUAGAAAAUUGUCCUCGAAGUCCAGACGGGACAAGGAGAAGCCGAGCUGCAAGAGCUGUGGUGAGACCUUCAACUCCAUCACCAAGAGGAGGCACCAUUGCAAGCUGUGCGGGGCGGUCAUCUGCGGGAAGUGCUCCGAGUUCAAGGCCGAGAACAGCAGACAGAGCCGUGUCUGCCGAAGCUGCUUCCUGACAGAGCCCGUGGUCUCCAUGAACCCCAACCCUGAAGCUCCCACUGAGCCCAAGCUGAGCACAGAGAAGUUGCCCCCUACGGAUGCCCAGCCCAGCCUGCUCUGUGGCCUCCUGCGGCUGUCGGACAAUGGUACAGACUGGCAUGAAGUAUGGGCGGCCAUCCCUGAGUCAGACCCUUGGGUGCUGGAGCUGCAGGGAGGCAACCAGGCUGGUGGGCUGCCACGCACCAUCUCUCUCCCUGGCUGCACCCUGAGCUCGCCUGGCCCUGAGGAGGGGCUAGAGACGGGCUGUGUGUGGAAGUUGCAACAAGGUCUGAAGGCAUGGUACUUGAGUGCCCCUUCCGGGGAGCUGCGGCAGUGCUGGCUAGAGGCCCUGAGCACCGCUGCCCAGGGGGACGCUGCCCAGGACAGCCCAGGCCCCCUGCAGCCCUGCACCCCAGCAAGCACGGCUGCCCCAUGAGCAGAGCCGCCCACUGCCCUUGGUACUGUGUGUUCUCUUGGUGGGAGUUAAGGUCAGAAGCCAGGCAGGAGAGUGAAGGACUCCUGGAAGCCCAAGAAUGGACUGAUGACCUAGAGGCUGGGACGCGUGGCCCUGGAGCGUCCCUCUACUCCGGAAAAAGAGGAAACUGAGGCCCAGAGAGGAGUAACUACCAGCCACAAGCCUGUGCCUCCAGCCCCAGCAGUGUGGUCGGAGCGGAGAGCAUGAGCCGCUGCAAAGUCAAGGUCAUCGGAGCAGGCUGUGUGGUGACCAUGUCCCAGAUGUCAGAAGGAAGCUGAGAGAGUGCUGCUCAAGUGUGGUCAUGUCCUGACUGGCCUACAGUCAUGUCCGGGGAAGGCAUAGUUGCUUGUGGCCUGUCCUGGCCUCUGCCCAUCUGUCCCCCAAACCCGUGUGAAGUGGACUGUGACUUGCUGCCUUGGCCGCCGCCUCUGAACUCGGCCCUUCCCCGAGGUGCGCCUCACCCACCACCCCUGCUGAGCCUUUGUGGGGAGGGGGUGAGUGGAAGGCCCAUGCCGCCCCCCAUUCCCGAAGAGACACAGUCAGAAGCUCUGCGAGCAGACUGGCCCUCGCCCCUGGCUUCUCGACAAGUGGACACAGUGCUUGCCAGCAUAAAUAAAUGCUGGCUGUCAGCAAGUGGGCAUA